Molecule: messenger RNA, 1305 nt
Organism: Triticum dicoccoides
Lineage: Eukaryota; Viridiplantae; Streptophyta; Magnoliopsida; Poales; Poaceae
Product: probable inactive nicotinamidase At3g16190
Exons: 5
Coding region: 174-920 (248 amino acids)
Source: RefSeq, a predicted model, not a curated record
CACGCUCUCCAACCAAACCAUCUCUCUCGCGUCCAAAUUCCUCUCCAGUUUUCUUUCUUUUCAUCCUGAACCCCAAAUUUCUUCCCCACAGAACACCACAAAAAUCAUUCAAACAGUGCUCCUGUCCUGAGAUUUUAUAAAAGAAAAAGGAGGAAGAUUCGUGGAUGUGAUUUAUGCCCUCGCAUCUGGCGCUGCUGUCGUGCCUGCUGGUGCUGCUCCUCUCCCUCGACAAGUUCCUCCUCCACUACCUCAAGCGCUGGCUCUCCGGCGGCGGCGGCAGCAUAAUCCCCCGGAUCCCGACCGGCGCCUUCAGGCCGCGCUCGCACCGACCCAUGGCGGCCGCCGGCAGGUGGAGCGAGACGGCCAUGCUCGUCAUCGACAUGCAGAAGGAUUUCGUGGACCCGGCUAUGGGCAGCCCGGUGCUGGUCGCCGGCGGCGAGGCCGUGGUCCCCGCCGUCGCUGAGGCCGUCGCCGUGGCGCGGGAGCGCGGCAUCUUCGUCGUUUGGGUUGUCAGAGAGCAUGACCCUUCUGGAAGAGAUGUUGAACUUUUCCGCCGACACUUGUAUUCUGGAGGAAAGGGUCCGACAGUGAAAGGUUUGAAAGGUGCAGAGCUGGCUGACGGGCUUUUUAUCAAAGAAGGUGACUACAAGUUGGUGAAGACAAGAUUUAGUGCUUUCUUUGCGACGCACCUUGAUUCCGUUCUUAAAACACAAGGAAUAAAGAACUUGGUAGUUGUUGGUGUUCAAACGCCAAAUUGCAUUCGGCAGACUGUCUACGAUGCUGUGGAAUUGGACUAUGAGAAAGUUAUUGUCCUUAUUGAUGCAACAGCUGCUGCUAGGCCAGAUAUCCAUUUGGCAAAUAUCAGAGAUAUGAAGACCAUCGGCGUGGAAACACCAACCUUGGAAGAGUGGCGCCGUUAAGCUUGUGGGUGGUGUACUUCAUUCUUGGCACGAAGUGACAUGCAUAUGUGCAGUAGAGGCAACAAAUGCGCUACCACCUCCUUGCUCCCCAUUCAGUCCCGACAAAUGUAAAUAUGUUAAUAUUUGCAUGGUUACAUAUAUACAACUUCUAAUCCGUCCUACAUAGAGUUAAUCAUACAGUGUCAUGUGGUUUCCCUUUAUAUGUGGUGGACUUUAGGGAUCUAGUGUAAGGUAGUAGCCAACUCCAGACCCAGAACAGGGCGAUUGGAAGGUGCUCGGGUUGUAGAAAUUUUUGGUCUUUUGGAGAACGGAUGGUUUGAGAUGCCAGGUAGAUGUUAAAACAUCAUUUGCAUAUGAAUGCACAUCAGUUGCAAUGGUUGAGUAA